Messenger RNA from Adineta steineri, 705 nucleotides. Lineage: Eukaryota; Metazoa; Rotifera; Eurotatoria; Adinetida; Adinetidae. The record is from the annotation of a GenBank genome assembly.
AUGAAUGACGAUAUAAAUAUAUUCGAUGUGGAAUUGAUUAAUAAACAUACCAAUGAAUUCAAUAUAUUAUACCGGAAAUUAACGUCAACUGAUGUCGAUCAAGCAUUGCACACAUUAAAAACAAAUCAAACAUCAUCUCAACAACAAACAAUUUUUUCAAAUAAUGAAUUUUUAACUAUAUUAAAUGAACAAGAAUGUAGCUGUUGUCGUCUUCUUCGAACGAAUAUACCAAAUCGUUCUUCAUUGCCAUUAGCUCGUCGUGGUCGUCCACAUUUUUCAACUCGACCUCAUCAUUUACUAUGUUCAAAUUGUACAGAAAUUAAACGUCAACAACAAAUUGAUAUUUUACAAAAUCAACAACAACAACAUCGUCCGAAUCAUAUUAGUCAAAUAACAAUUAAUUUAAAUAUAUCGCCUGAAGAACAAAAUGCUUUAAAUAAUCAUCCAUAUGAAACAGAUCAAAUACUUAAUAUAAAAGUUAAUACUUCGAAUGGAAAUACUAUUGAUGUUUCAUAUGAUACGAAUUCAUUAAAUGAACAUGAAAAGAAAUUGUUAGUUGAACAAACUAUUAAUAAACUUCAAAUGAUUCUUAAUAAUCGAACAACAACAAUGACAGAUAUUAAUCAUGAAUCUAUCGAAUUUACUUAUCGUACAUUAGAAACAACAAUUAAUAUUCUUUCGUCAUCGUCACACAAUUUAAUUUAA